AUGAUAUCCUUUGUUAAUUUGUUCGUCCCAUUUAGAUAAGCACACAGACUUUCAAGACUUAACAUUUACAACCAAAGACGAGUUUUGUACAAAUUCUGUAGUGAGAACAAGAAAACAGAAGAAAUAGAGAAAUAACCAUCCUUAGUUAUAGAUAUAUUGCACACAGUCAAAGACUCAGCUUUUGGUUCUGCUACGAAAUUAACGGAGAAGGUGAAAGGAUCAGCCAUUAAAUUUAAAACAGAUGCUAAUCAGAAUUAGGAGACAGGCAUAGGAAAAACAUGUUUGAACAUGGCCAAAUUGGCAUGGAGAAAAACAUUUCCCAGUCAUGAUGAUGAAGUAAAGGCUAGGAUGGAAACUGUUAAGGCAAAGUUGGCAGAGAGAAAGAAGGAAGAAGAGAAAUUGGCUUAAAUGACUGAAGAGGAAUUGGCUGCAGUAUGAAUUAAAAUUUAUUUAGAUUUAAGAGAAAAUUCCAGAAUGGAAAAGAAAUGCCAUCUAAGCCACCGAUUAAGGCACCACUGAAGAAGCAUCUCUCAAAUCCAAAAUUGCUCAGAAGAUUUAAAGUAGACUCAAGCAAAGUGAGCAAGGGCAACAUUUAGUCAACAGUGAAGCCUAUAAGGAGUACGUAACAUUCAAGGCAGAAAUGAAACAAUUCAAGGCUGACUUAUCUGAUAGAAUCUAAAAUCAUCCCAGCAAUUUUGUUUAGGUCUCUUUGUAUGCAGCAGUAAUUCAAUGAUUUAAUCAAUUAGAAAACAGUCACUAACGAAAGCGAUGUUGCCAGAGCCAUCAAAUAAAUGAGAAUGAUCGAUCCAGACUUCGAUUUAUACGAAUUGGAAAAGGAAGCAAAAGUGAUCUUCGAAUAAAUCUAUAACCUAUACUUGUUAGGAGAUUUGGAGUCCCUUUAAAAGGUUUGUGGUGAAGCAGCUCUCGGAUACUUCAAAGUGUUAUUGAAGAAAUAAGAAGCUGAAGUAUUAUUACAAUUUUAAUUAGAAAUCUGAACCUAAACACAAGUAAUUGUGGAAUGUUGAUGAAAUUAGAUUCACAAGAGCUAGCAUACCUGAUUCUGUCAAAUUGCCUGUUUUUGUAUUUACAAUCAAAACCUAAGAAAUCUUUUGUUAUGUUAGCAAGGUAAGAUAUAAUAGAAAUAUCAAAAUAGACUGAUAGAUCGAAAAUCGUAGAUGGAGAUGAUGAGAGAAUCAUGUCUAUGGACUACUAAUUUGCUUUGACUCCACAUUCAAAUCCUUCCUCUGAUGAGUUUGGUCACAUUUGGGAAAUGAUCGAAUUGUAACCAUAAUAGGUUGUUAAAAUGCUUGUUUGAAUGCUAUGUUAUAUAUAUAUAUAUUUUAAUAAAC
Messenger RNA from Paramecium octaurelia, 1349 nucleotides. NCBI's taxonomy places the organism in Eukaryota, Ciliophora, Oligohymenophorea, Peniculida, Parameciidae. The record is from the annotation of a GenBank genome assembly.